Cornus florida is the source of this 3733-nucleotide messenger RNA. RefSeq names its product protein NRT1/ PTR FAMILY 5.5-like. The transcript has 5 exons. NCBI's taxonomy places the organism in Eukaryota, Viridiplantae, Streptophyta, Magnoliopsida, Cornales, Cornaceae. Gene Ontology annotation, molecular function: transmembrane transporter activity. Gene Ontology annotation, cellular component: membrane. Gene Ontology annotation, biological process: transmembrane transport. The coding region runs from base 2113 to 3627 and encodes 504 amino acids. The record is from RefSeq and is a predicted model, not a curated record.
CUAUAUCCAAAGAAAAGGCUCCUUUCUUGAACGAUACACUGGGAGGGGAUAGAGAGAAGCCACCACAUACAACAAGUUGAUUCGAAUUGGUAAAUCUUCAGCAAUGUACGUGAUAAAAUCGCAGCAAAUAUCCGGCGAGGCCGGUCGAGAAAGUGAUAGUUCACCCAUCUGGUUCUGCUCAGCAUCGUCGACAACUUCAACAGAGUCGCCAGAGACACCCGCAAGCGUGUCAUCGGAGUCCUCCUCGGGAGUUCCUUCAAAGGCAUCGUCGAUGUAUAUGCAGGUGCUUGGACAAGGGUGCAAUCAUAGUACCAGCCCAAACUUUAGAGCAACAACAGAGAAAUUGACGGAGACUAUGCAAGGUUAGAGAAGUUGAAGAAACCAAAGUCACCUUGGGCAUGAUGCCAAUGUAGAUGACCUUCAUCUUUUGUGGCGUCGUAUCAUCUAUCAGGGGCACUUACUUUGUUGAACAAGCAAAUCUUCUGAACAGAAGGUUGGACUCUUAAAGAUUCCUCUACCACUCCUUCUAAGGUUCUACAACAAAGGAAAAUCACAGUUUCAAAUCCUUAAUUAUCGAAAAAAAAAAAAAAUCACAGUUUGCCAGUUUGUAUUACAAAAUUGCAAAUUGCCUUAGGCCAAUCCGGAUCAAGACAGUAUGCACCCGCGAUUGGAAUUGCAGUGUCAAUGAUGUUCUCAAUGCUAUGUUGUAUUACUGCUGCGAAAGUGGGGGUUUGAUGGCUAGAUGUGGUUAAGAGCCAUGGUCUAGUAAACAAGCCCGAUGAGACGGUCCCAAUUAGCAUGUUUUGGUUGUUUCCACACUUUCUUCUUGCAGCACUUGAUGGAAUUUUUGAAAAUAGCACUGCUUCUUUCUUCAUCGAUCGAGUUCCUACAACGGUGAUUGGGUACAUGCUUCUUUUCACCACUGGUGUAUUUGGUGUAGGAAUUAUGGGCAGUGUCAUUUCAAUAUAUAUAGUGGGUAAAAUUAGUGAAAGGGGAGAACCAAGUUGGUUCCAGAGUACUCUCAAUUAGAGUCGUCUUGAUAAAUAUUAUUGGACACUAGACUGCUUGUGGUGGCAAUUUGGUAUGCUUAUAGGCAAUCUGAACUGGAAGAUCUGGACGCUCGGCUUAAUUUUCUUUUGUACAGACCUAAAUUAAAAACUUUUGUAUAAUAUAUUUUAUAUUCUUUUUGAAAUCUGCUAAGGAUUUAUAGAUCAACAAGCUUAAUCGCAAGAUUGAUUGUUGAUUUCCAGUUAAUCAAUGAACCUGAUAGGUUAGGCCUCCAUAUGCCAUAUCGAGCAUUAUAACCAAAAUUUAUAACAAGACAAUCAAUUUCCAUGUGUUAUGACUUUGUUAAAUACCAAUCAUAUAUGUAUAUCAAUAUAUUUAUUUAUUUGCACAGCUAAAAUAGAUAUCAAUAUUGAUUUACCACAAACUGUGAUGCUUUGACGCUCCAUUAUUCUUUCAGGUUUGCCUUCUUUUUCUUUUUGCCUUUUCAGGUUUUUCUAAGUAACAUUGUGGUCAAAGAAUUUUAUUUUUUCCACAAAAUUACUAGCCCUUACAACUACGUCAUUCACUAUUGACAUCUCAAUUUGGUCGUAAUUUGAUGUCUAUUCAUCUUAUAGAAGAUGAAAGGGUGUAAAUUUCAUUGUCAGAAAAACUGAAAAUAAAUAAACAAAUCAAUAAAUUGGAGUUUCAGUUAUUCCUUGAUCGGUGGACAUAUUAUAGUAUCUUUGUAAUAAAACUCGAUUAAUUUAGCAACCAAAAAAAAAAAAAUUCGUAUUUUACGCUGGCAAGACAAAAGCAUUUAUUCUCUCUAAGGAAUUUCUUCUUUCAUACUUCACAUUGCGAUCCGAACUCUGAUAUCCAAAGGUAUUUCUCUCUCUCCCUCUAAUUCGCAUUUUAUCAUAAUUUUCAGUAGGCCUUCUUAAAAAAAACUCACAAGAAUGGGUUCAUUUAAUUUAAUUUUUCUUUAAAUUGCUUUAGUUCACUGAGAAUUUACUUUCUAUUGCCUUAUUUUCCACACUUUCUAGUAGCCUCUGUAGUUUUGUAGAACUAAUAUAUUUCUUGCAAUCCGCUUCUGCAGAGAGUGGGGUUCAUAAAGAUAACGGAAAAAUGGCAUCUUAUGUGAGGAUUACAGUUCUAGUGUGGGCUGACAUACUAGCAUUGUAUGCCAUGUGGGUGAUGAUGACAUACUUAACAAAUGUUUGGAAGCUUAAUUUCACGCACGCUGCUUCAAUUAUAAACAUCUGGGGAGGCUUAGCGUUCAUAAUGCAAAUAGGCUUUGCUUUCCUUGUAGACACCUUCAUGGGUAACUAUGCAAUGCUCUUGGUGUCCAGUAUUGCCUAUAGCAUUGGGUUGGGCUUCUUGGCUAUGUCUACACCACCAGUUCUUUCUAAAUCCACAGGCAACUGCAGUGCAUACAAGCCAGAAUGCAUUGGUCACACACAAAAAAUCCUCUAUUACACCGCUUUAGCUUUGAUAGCCGUGGGGAUUUCUGGUCACGCAGUCUCUUUCGAUGCAUUCUUCAAGAAACAGACUAAUGGCCAGACAAAGGAGGAUGGAAGGAAAGUUCCAUGGCAAUGUGCAGGCCUCUUUAUUGUGGUCAUUGUUUCCAUAAUUGGAGGCAUUGCACUUCCAUAUAUAAAGCCAUGGUCAAUCCGGUUUGGAAUUCCAUCAAUAUGCACUGUGGUGGCAACACUUUUGUUCGUGAGUGGCUCGUGCUCAUACGAACAUGAUAAGCCACAAGGGAGCCCUCUCACAACUGUGUUCAGAGUCUUUGUGUUCAGGUGCAUAGACAAGGCUGCCAUUAAAAGUGAUAGAGAGGUUGAAGAAACCAAAAUUGGCAUUCUCAUGGUCCCAAUCUGCAUGACCUUCAUUAUUUUUGGGGUGGUAAUAUCUAUUGGAAAAACCUACUUUAUUGAGCAAGCAAACCACAUGAACCGCAAGGUGGGACACUUAACCGUCCCUCCUCCACUAUUUCUAAUGUUCUAUGACUUUUCAAAGGAACAGUUGAAGAAAAUCGAAUACUUCUUUGGAGGAUCGGGAUCAAAACGUUAUGGUCCCCCAACUGGAAUUGCUAUAGCUAUGGUAUUUUCAAUACUAUGUUGUAUCACUGCUGCAAAAGUGGAAACUCAAAGGCACGAUGUGAUUAGGAGCCAUGGUUUACUUGACAAGCCGGACGAGAAAAUCCCAAUGAGCAUAUUUUGGCUGCUCCCACAGUUUGUCCUUCUUGGCGCCGUUGAUGGAAUAUCUGAAAGUAGCAUUAAGAAAUUCUUCAAAGAUCAAGCUCCUCCGUCCAUGACAACCUACCUGAAAUUUUUUACCCAGGGGUUAUUUGGUCUUGGAAUCAUGGCUAGUGUUCUUUUUGCAUAUAUAGUAGGUAAGGUUAGUGAGAAGGGAGGGAAACAAAAUUGGUUCCAGGACACCUUAAACAGGAGUCGUUUGGAUAAAUAUUAUUGGACACUGGCAGUUUCAAGUAGUGUCUUUCUGGUGUUGUAUAUAUUGGUGGCAUUGUGCUACCCUUAUAGAGAAUCAGCACCAAAAGAUGAGGAAGCGCAACGGAAUGAACAUUCUGCUGCUCAACCGCCCUACGAGGAUAACCCACCGUGUUCCUGCUGUUGUGGCUAGAUGUGGGAGGAUAUGCUGUAUAAUUAAGUAUGUUGUUGUAUUUUGCAAUUCAACAUGUUGCAUAAUGUCUAUGAUGUUGCAAUUCAAUUGUUGUAUUUUACUGAUC